AGACAUUCCUCUCUAAUUUACUUGGGCACCUAUAUAGAUUCCUUUCUACCUAACGUAACGACUUGAUUUUUCAUUACAACAGUAUGUAGCAGGACGCAUAAUCGUCAUAAAAAACAAAAACAAAAAAUGUCUAUACCAAGAUGUCCGAGGGGUAUUAUAGGCUUCUCACGCCAAUUGACCCGACAAUGCACCACACGAUACCCCCUCUGCCGAUCCCCUCACCACGUCCGUCUUCGUCUAUACGCUCGAGCAAUCGCGUCUUACACGGCUCCGCACCAAGCGAACGCCAUAUCGAUAAUCCAGAGCAACGUAGACUCGACCUCGGACGAGUUCAAGGAAAAUGAAAGACUUAUGAACGAAGCCAUGGCUCGUCUGGAGCAGCUGACGCGCUCGGCGCAGCAGGGCGGCCCCGCGAAGGCCAGGGAGAAGCACUUGGCCAGAAAGAAGAUGUUGCCGCGGGAUCGGGUCACCGCGCUGGUGGAUCCCGGGACGACGUUCAUGGAAUUAUCGCCUCUCGCUGGUCAUCAACUCUACCCGGAGGCGGACGUGCCCGCGGGAGGCAUCAUUACUGGGAUUGGCGUUGUAGAGGGCGUCACAUGUGUGAUUGUUGCGAACGAUAGCACGGUGAAAGGGGGCACUUAUUACCCCAUUACUGUGAAGAAGCAUCUGAGAGCUCAGGCUGUGGCCCAGGAGAAUAAAUUACCCUGCAUAUACUUGGUGGAUUCCGGUGGUGCCAAUCUUCCUCAUCAGUCGGAUGUAUUUCCAGAUCGGGAUCAUUUUGGACGAAUAUUUUAUAACCAGGCCAGGAUGAGCUCUCAAGGAAUUCCCCAGAUCUCUGUAGUUAUGGGUUUAUGUACAGCGGGCGGCGCCUACGUCCCCGCCAUGAGCGACGAGAACAUCAUCGUGGAAGGGCAAGGCCACAUCUUUCUAGCCGGGCCGCCUCUCGUCAAAGCCGCUACCGGCGAAGAGGUGUCAGCCGAAGAACUCGGCGGUGGUACUAUGCACACUUCCGUAUCCGGCGUAUCGGACUACUUAGCCGUAGACGACGCACAUGCCAUCGUACUCGCCAGGAGAUGUAUCAGCAACCUAAACUGGCCACACAAAGCCGCGCCGCCCCAGACAAGCUAUUCCGAGCCCCUGUACCCGGCCUCGGAACUCCUCGGCAUCGCCUCGACGAACCUGCGCAAACCACUACCUAUCCACGAGGUCAUCGCGCGGAUCGUCGACGGCUCGCACUUCGCCGAGUUCAAGCGCGACUACGGCAGCACGCUGGUCACCGGGUUCGCGAGCAUCUACGGGCAGCGGGUGGGGAUCGUGGCGAACAACGGGAUCCUGUUCGGGACGUCGGCGCAGAAGGGCGCGCACUUCAUCGAGCUGUGCGCGCAGCGCGGCAUCCCGCUCGUCUUCCUGCAGAACAUCAGCGGGUUCAUGGUGGGCGCGCAGGCGGAGCGCGAGGGCAUCGCCAAGCACGGCGCCAAGCUGGUGACGGCCGUCGCGUGCGCCGACGUGCCCAAGUUCACGGUCGUCGUGGGGGGCAGCUACGGCGCCGGGAACUACGGCAUGUGCGGCCGCGCCUACGGCCCCCGCUUCCUCUGGAUGUGGCCCAACGCGCGCGUCGGCGUCAUGGGCGGCGAGCAGCUCGCUAGCGUCAUGGAGACCGUCGGCCAGAAGGCGGACCCGGAGCUGAGGGAGAGGAUCGAGCGCGAGAGCGACGCCGUGUAUUCCUCGGCUAGGUUAUGGGACGACGGUGUGAUUCCGCCGCAGCACACGCGGCGCUACCUUGGCUUGGGGCUGAGAGCCGCGCUGUCGGGUAAGAACGAGAUCCAGCCUGGCGAUACCAGGUUUGGGGUGUUCCGGAUGUAACGAGCAGCUCCCGACCAGAGCUGAAAAUUUUAUCAUCAUCAUCAUCAUCAUUAUCGUUAUCAUUAUUAACAUUACCAUUAUUACGGGGUGUUUUUUUACGAGCUGAUACUGGCUGCUUCUAAACGGGUAGGGAUGAGGAAAUGAUAUUACAGGGCACAGUACGAUGUGAUGCGACGAGAUGCGAUGUGAUGCGAUUCGCUUCGCGGGCCUUCAUAGAUAGGAGGUAGGUCCCGGAUGGGGAUGGAUGAUGAGCAAGUUUCAAGGCGGUGAACCGGGCUUCAAAACAAACAGAGGAAGUAAAAUGAAAUAUAGAUAAAAAAUUAUAACUUUGACCGCUUGUACCACUAACUAACUAACUACCCCCUGGAUCAAGUAAACGCCUUCUCUCUGCUCCAGUUGUCCGUUAGAGGUAUCUUUCGGGCUUUGCUCAUCGGUGUCCGUUCCUUCGUAACCGGUGUGGAACGGAUAGGGGGAUAGGAGGGUUCGAAACGAAAGCUCCGGCCAAUGAGCCUUAUGAAGCUCCUCUUAGCUGGGAUCUGAGGCUUACGAUUUUAUUUUAUUUUUUUCACGCUUUUA
Messenger RNA from Daldinia caldariorum, 2439 nucleotides. RefSeq names its product carboxyl transferase. Gene Ontology annotation, biological process: L-leucine catabolic process. Gene Ontology annotation, cellular component: methylcrotonoyl-CoA carboxylase complex; mitochondrion. Gene Ontology annotation, molecular function: methylcrotonoyl-CoA carboxylase activity. The record is from RefSeq and is a predicted model, not a curated record. The transcript has 3 exons. The coding region runs from base 127 to 1863 and encodes 578 amino acids. NCBI's taxonomy places the organism in Eukaryota, Fungi, Ascomycota, Sordariomycetes, Xylariales, Hypoxylaceae.